This is a messenger RNA of Acomys russatus (golden spiny mouse), 1839 nucleotides long. It is a transcript of the gene Pdgfc, whose product is annotated as platelet derived growth factor C. Gene Ontology annotation, biological process: positive regulation of cell population proliferation; positive regulation of MAP kinase activity; platelet-derived growth factor receptor signaling pathway. Gene Ontology annotation, cellular component: membrane. The transcript has 6 exons. Bases 802 to 1839 code for a protein of 345 amino acids. The record is from RefSeq and is a predicted model, not a curated record. Gene Ontology annotation, molecular function: growth factor activity; platelet-derived growth factor receptor binding. Lineage: Eukaryota; Metazoa; Chordata; Mammalia; Rodentia; Muridae.
AGCACGGUCCUCCCGGCCAGCCAGGCCUUUUCUGCGCUGCCCGUGUAUAGCGGCCACUGCUCCCCAACCGUGCGUCCAGCGCUGCCGCAGGGCAGGCACUCCGGCGCUCGGGACUCCGAGCGGCUCAAAGUCCCCCGGCUUCCUGCAUCGCUUUGACGGUACCCGGGAGGAUUUCGGUGGCUGCCGACUGCAGCAAGGCGGCGUCUCCGUGGUGGAUCCCCGCCAGCUCAGAAUCGCCCCCGCGGCCUCUUUGCCAGCCCCGGACCCGCGCGGCGCUCGCAGGGCACGGUCCCCUCCCCCCAGGUGGGGGUGGGGCGCCGCCGGCUGCCCCGAUACGCAGCUUUGUCAUUGAUCCCAAGGUGCUCGCCUCGCUGCCGACCUGGCUUCCACUCUGGCUCGGCGGGACCCGGAGUCUUCGCCUGUGUCCUGCCCCCCAAACUGACAGGUGCUCCCUGGGAGUCGCCACGACUCAACGCCGCUCCCCCACGUCCCCACCCCCUCUUUCCUCCCUCACCUCCCCCCCCCCCCGGCACUUCGGCACAGCUCAGGAUUUGUUUAAACCUUGGGAAACUGGUUCAGGUCCAGGUUUUGCUUUGAUCCUUUUCAAAAACUGGAGACACGGAAGAGGGCUCUAGGAAAAAGUUUUGGAUGGGAUUAUGUGGAAACUACCCUGCGAUUCUCCACUGCCAGAGCCGGCCAGGCUCUUCCACCACUGCGCAGCCUUCCCCCGGCUGGGCUGAGCCUCUGAGUCGCCGCUUCCCCAGUGCCCGCCGUAAGUGAGCCCUCGCCCCAGUCAGCCAAAUGCUCCUCCUCGGCCUCCUCCUGCUGACAUCUGCCCUAGCCGGCCAGAGAACCUGGACUCGGGCUGAGUCCAACCUGAGCAGCAAGCUGCAGCUCUCCAGCGACAAGGAGCAGAACGGAGUGCAAGAUCCCCGGCAUGAGCGAGUUGUCACGAUAUCUGCUAAUGGCAGCAUCCACAGCCCGAAGUUCCCUCACACUUACCCAAGAAACACGGUGCUGGUGUGGAGAUUAGUUGCAGCAGAUGAAAAUGUGCAGAUCCAGCUGACAUUCGAUGAGAGAUUUGGGCUGGAAGAUCCAGAAGACGACAUUUGCAAGUAUGAUUUUGUAGAAGUUGAGGAGCCCAGUGAUGGAAGUGUUUUAGGACGCUGGUGUGGUUCUGGGACUGUGCCAGGAAAGCAGACUUCUAAAGGAAACCAUAUCAGGAUAAGAUUUGUAUCCGAUGAGUACUUUCCUUCUGAGCCCGGAUUCUGCAUCCACUACAGUAUUGUCAUGCCACAAGUCCCUGAAACCACGAGUCCUUCGGCAUUGCCCCCGUCAGCCUUGUCACUGGACCUGCUCAAUAAUGCUGUGACUGCAUUCAGUACCUUGGAAGAGCUGAUUCGGUAUCUAGAGCCAGAUCGAUGGCAGAUGGACUUGGACAGCCUCUACAAGCCAACAUGGCAGCUUUUGGGCAAAGCUUUUCUUUAUGGGAAAAAAAGCAAAGUGGUGAAUCUGAACCUUCUCAAAGAAGAGGUAAAACUAUACAGCUGCACACCUCGCAACUUCUCAGUGUCCAUACGGGAAGAGCUAAAGAGGACAGAUACCAUUUUCUGGCCAGGUUGUCUCCUGGUCAAGCGCUGUGGAGGGAACUGUGCCUGUUGCCUCCAUAAUUGCAAUGAAUGUCAGUGUGUCCCACGUAAAGUUACAAAAAAGUACCAUGAGGUCCUUCAGUUGCGACCAAAAACUGGAGUUAGGGGAUUGCACAAGUCGCUCACUGAUGUGGCCCUGGAACACCAUGAGGAAUGUGACUGUAUAUGUAAAGGAAAUGCAGAAGGGUAA